AUGGCAGCAGUCGAAGCUUCCUGUCUUCAAGCGGGAAAGUGUCUCCCGCGCGGAGCUUCCCCGUCCGCAUCUCCCGCUUCCCGCAUUUCCCUAACUUCAUCGCUCACCUCUACUCCCGCGAGCCUGCGAUUGCUACAACUUCGCCGCUCUCAAUCCCUCCCAAGCUCACUCAAAUCCGGUCAUAGCUCUAGCUCGAAUGGCGGUGCUCUCAGCACACGAUGCGACGCCUCAGGACCCGUGAACGACCUGCUCGUCUCGUUAACGGCAGCCGUCAGCUCUGACGGCGCGCUGACGGACGGAUCACUUUCCUCUCUCUUCCUGGCCGUCGGCGUCGGUCUCCCGUGCACCGUCAUGCAAUGCGGUGACGUCAUCUACCGGAGCACGCUCGCAGCGGACGAUCAGUUGAGAUUGACGGUGGGAGGAGUGCUGCUGCUGCUUCUGUUGGGGACUUACAUGUGGGCCACGCCGGGCGUCGUUCCCGGGUUCUUCGAUAUGUUUGUGUACGGGCCGAUCGAGCGCAAGAUACGGCCGCAGCUUAAGAAGUCCGACGUGAAGCUGGGGCGCAAGCUGGGGGAGGGCGCAUACGGCAGCGUGUUCCGUGCCACCAUCGCGGACAAGCCGGGGGAAGAGUUCGUGGUGAAGAAGGCGAGCGAGUUCGGCGCGGCGGAGCUGUGGAUGAACGAGCGCGUCAGGCGCGCGUGCCCGCAGGCAUGCGCGGACUUCGUCGACGGCUUCGUGGAGAAGACCAAGACGCGUGACAACUUUUGGAUCGUGUGGAGAUUCGAGGGAAAUGCCACCUUCGCUGACGUGCUGCAGGACGAGAACUUCCCCUACAAUGUAGAGAAGGCAGUGCUGGGGUACGUGCCUCGCGAGCCCAAGGGCCCGGAGCGGGAGAUGCGCGUGAUCCGCACCAUCCUGAAGCGCAUCCUGAAGAGUGUGGACAAGCUGCACUCCGUGGGCAUUGUGCACCGUGACAUCAAGCCACAGAACAUGAUCUUCAACUCGGACACGGGAAUGCUGAAGAUCAUUGACCUGGGUGCUGCUGCUGACCUGCGAGUGGGCAUCAACUACAACCCCAACGAGUUCCUGCUCGACCCGCGCUAUGCAGCACCAGAGCAGUACAUAAUGAGCACUCAGACGCCUAAUGCGCCUCCCCCCACCAUCGCUGCUCUGCUCUCGCCAGUGCUUUGGCAGAUGAACCUCCCUGACCGUUUCGACAUGUACAGUGUGGGAAUUAUCUUCCUUCAAAUGGUCUUCCCCAACCUCCGCACGGACAGUCCCCUGAUCCAGUUCAACCGCCAGCUGAAGCGCUGCGAGUACGAUCUCGCCAAGUGGCGCGGGGUGCAGGAAGGCCGCGCACUCAGCGACGCGCAGCUCAAAGCCUUCGCCAUGCUCGACGCUGACGGCGGCCACGGCUGGUCCCUCCUGCAAGCCCUCGUCAACGUGAAGCCCGGGCGGCGGAUUUCGGCCGCGGGAGCGCUCGCGCACCCGUUCUUCUACCCUGGGGAUGUGCCGCUGCUGCAGCAGCUGCGGCUGGGGUUUGUGCGGUUCCUGUAUCGGGACAACACGGAGCUGUCGGAGGCGUUUGGGACGUUCAUGUCGAAAGCAGGCACGGAUGAGGCUGGCGGAUUCACGGAAGCGUCGCUUAUGGAAUUCAAGUGUGCUCCUUCCUUCACCCACCAUCCAGUGUGCUCCUUCCUUCACCCACCUUCCAAUCUGCACCCUCUUGCACCCACCCUUCAAUAUUUCUGCCUUCUCAUCAGUCCACCAACAGCCUGA
Molecule: messenger RNA, 1779 nt
Organism: Closterium sp. NIES-65
Lineage: Eukaryota; Viridiplantae; Streptophyta; Zygnematophyceae; Desmidiales; Closteriaceae
Source: the annotation of a GenBank genome assembly